Paramecium pentaurelia is the source of this 1299-nucleotide messenger RNA. The record is from the annotation of a GenBank genome assembly. Lineage: Eukaryota; Ciliophora; Oligohymenophorea; Peniculida; Parameciidae.
AUGAAUUAAUUAUAAAUCUCAACUUAAGAAAUUAGUAAAUACAAAGACACGAUUACUUAAUUUCUAAAAGAUAAUACUCUAUAUGAUUGUUUAGCCCAUCACAAUUAAGUAUCAGUAUGAUUAAAUAAAAAGUUGAUCGUAUUAGAUUAGACAUUCACUUGUUGGGAAGUAUUUUAGAUCUUUGUUGAGGAGAACUUAGAAGAAACGUUAUUUUGGAAUUCUGACAUUUCCAAUUAUGAUGGUGUAUUCUCACACUCAGAUUUAAUAAAAGUACUAUUGAAAUUAUACGAAAAUGCAUAUAACAAUAAAUCUUCAUGUAUAAAAUUAAAUUUAAUUAAGUAUAACAGUCUGGCCCCUUAUUUAAUGUAAUUGAAGAGGAAAGUGAAGAUUAAGAAGAAAGUAUCUAGAAGAUUCAAUCAUAGAAAUAAUAACCAAGUGAAUUGAACGAUGAUUAAAAAUUAAGAUUAAUUUAUGAAAUGAAAACUAUUUCCAUAAGAUAAUGGAAUCGCAUAUUGAAAGAUGAUGUAAUUACUCAUUUUUAUUGAAAAUAGUUGGAAUCUUCAAUUGGAUUUGUUCAAGGAAGAAAUGAUGAAAGGUUAUAUGAUGCUUGUGUCAAAAUAGUGAAGUCUGGUACUAGUCGACUUUUUGUUGUUGAUCCAGAGACAUUAAUGUUUCAAGGAGUUAUUCAUUAAAAGGACAUAUUGUCAUUUUUAAUUAAAGGCUUUACUUAAUAUUUAGGAGCAAUAUUAAAAUAAUAAAAUAACAUUUUAUCUUAACAUUAAAUAAGUAUUAAAGUAUUUUUUUCUACUUACAAUCGAUCAAAAGAAAUUAUAACUUGUAAAGAGAAUGAAACCGUUUAUUAGUAUCUAUUUAAUUUUAAACAAGAGUAUUUUAUACUAUGAUGCAUAAUCAUAAAUCUUAUGUUAUCCCUAUUGUUAACAAUAAUGAUUAAUAUCUUGGAUAAAUUAACAGAAGAGACAUUAUUUUGAUCAUAAAAAAUGGGUUAUUUGAAUUGGUAAAUUAUCUUAAUUGAAAAAUAGUUUUCUUAGACAGCGUCUUAAUUAUUAGUGUUCUUGUCAAAUGAAAAAGCAAGAAUACCUGCUUAUUUAUACUAUUCUAAACAAUUUUUUAGUAUGGAUUAAACUAUAAAAGAAGUAAUCAAAUUUAUUUGAUUAGGUUGUUGAAAAUCUAGUUUUAUCAGACAGUUCCGCUUUGAUUUGUUUAGCUGAAAACAAAUAAAUUUAAGCUAUUAUUACAAUUUCAGAUAUUUUGAGAUUUAUAUUGAAAGAUGCUUAUUGA